Grus americana (Whooping crane) is the source of this 3549-nucleotide messenger RNA. It is a transcript of the gene BRAT1, whose product is annotated as BRCA1 associated ATM activator 1. NCBI's taxonomy places the organism in Eukaryota, Metazoa, Chordata, Aves, Gruiformes, Gruidae. The transcript is spliced from 11 exons. Gene Ontology annotation, biological process: cell population proliferation; DNA damage response; positive regulation of protein phosphorylation. The coding region runs from base 1194 to 3320 and encodes 708 amino acids. Gene Ontology annotation, cellular component: nucleus. The record is from RefSeq and is a predicted model, not a curated record.
UCCUUCACUCUGCGGUUAGCUGGGAUACUUGCUGCUUCAGAAACCCGCUUCCAACACUUGCAGCAAGAGAAGGCUUCGUUACAGUGUUGAUACUCUUGACUUGGAUGGCAGAGCAGCCUCUCCACUCCCCUUGAGCCGUUUUGCUUACCAUUUACUCUGUGUGUUCCCCUCUGGCCUCAGCAGGAGCAGCUGUUGCUCAGGCUCUUUGGCAGGGAUGGGCCUCUGAACAGCGCACUGUGGGAAGAUGCCUCUGUGCGAAGUGGCUGGGUGGCAGGUGUGCACAGCAUGGUGCACCACCAGCCUGCCCUCCGCUUCCUCUGCAAUGGUGGUGAGUACUUCUGGGAUGGGUAACUCCCCAAACUCUCUGUGUUUCUUCCAUUCCACUCUGUUGCUCAGAGAGACAGGAGUUUUCAUUUAUUUAAGAUAAAAAUAUGCCAUUUGUCAAAACCACUGAAGUAAUUGAAAGAUGGUGGGGCUUUUGUUAAAUCAGUUAUGCUUUUUUUAUUAUUAUUUUUCCUCAAACACUGAAGAUGGUGUCCUUUUUAGAGGGGGAAGAGGCACAUCUUCUGAAACACAUGACAAAAACAGCUUAGUAAAAGCCUUCUGUAUUCUUAUUUGUAACUCUUACUAAAAGAUACAUUUCAGUAUUAUUUUAGUGCAGAAAAACUAACCAGGGGGUUAUUUAUCUCUUCAUACUUGCACACAUUUGCAGUCCCAUUGUUGUUAACAUGGGUAUGUAAAUUUUGCUGUUAACACCAACUUUAGAUCCCAGGUACAGGGGGGCCUAAAAGACUGGAUUAGUAUUAAUGUGCAGCAUGCACUGCUCUCCAUGUGAUGGAAAAGUAGUACUGUUGCUGCUGUACAUGUUUUUCCUACUGCUUGUGUCCAGGAUGGUACAGGCUCCUUCCAUAAAUACACAAUGAGUGUGCUGUCAACUCUCCUAAUAUUACCAAUGUUAUACUGAAGUCCUCUUCUGUUCCUGAGUUAUUAAAACUCCUGAGGAUCUGAAAACAAUUUUACUGUCAUCUUUUGCUUGCUUUUUGUUUGUUUGUUGUUAAGGAUGGGCUGACUUUGAAAUACCAUAAAGACUACAAAAUAAAGUAUAAAAAACCCCACCACCACCAUUGAAAGCUGUGUGGUACUUGAAUUAGAAUAAUAUAUAGUUGGAAUGCAGCAGGGCUCCACCUCACAAUAUGAAGGCUGUUGCUUUUUCCUCCAGUGACUGGUUUUGUUUUCACACAGGAGGCAUAGAUGUGAUCUUCACUCUGCAAGGGGAUCCCAGCCUGUUUGUGGCUUCAGCUGCCAGCCAGCUUCUGGUGCACGUGCUCACCUUCUCUGUAGAGUCUGAAACAACUAAACCUCUCAGUACAACAGACUGUGACUGGCCAGCGUGUGCCCAAAUGAUUAUAAAGCAUAUAGAAGAUUCCCUUCAGUCCAGCUCUGCCUCUCACAUCGAGCAGUCAUUAAAACUGUUAACUGGUUUGUUUGACAGUUGUCGUGCUAUGUGGACUAAAGUACUUUGGUUACGCAUAGCAAAACAAAUCAAAUCCUUUUUGACGGAAGAGACUGUUCAAGCGCAGCACAUGCUGGCAAAUCUUUUGCUUAAAAUGGCAUGGUCGCCUGUGUUUUCUGACACUGAGGGCAGUUUUUGGGCAUUAGUGACUUCUGCUCUGGAACACUUAACCCCAGUACAAGCAGGUCCUUUGGCAGUGGGAGUUCUGAGGCUCUACAAAUGCCCACAAGAUGUAAGGAUGCAGGCACUGACUGUUCUACUUCAGCCAAUGGACUGUAUUUUGAGAGCAGCCUCCCAGCCUCUGGAAUAUGCAGGUUUGCUGGAUGAGUCUGUUAGUGAUCCCGCUACUGUUGAAAGUCUUCUGUCCUCCAAGUCAUCUUGUGCUAGUCUUCUGUGUCAGACCCUCGCUCAUCUGGAGCAGCUGCUGUCUCUGAUUCAUUUGCAUGUGGAUUUACCCUAUGCAUCUUUGCUACGCUCUCUCAUGGCAAUAUUACAGUUCUGUAAUGGCUUCCUGAGUCCAGCUGCUCCUCUGGGAAGCACGAUAAGCCGAAUCUUGAUCAAUUGCCUCAGAGUACAGAAGUCAGCUCUUGAUGUCCUAGCAGCACUCUCGGAGCGAAAAGGCUGUGAUGCACUCAUUGGAAGUCUAUUUGAUGUCCUUCUGGCAUACCUGGAGAGUCCGAACACCAGCCCUACUGUUCUAAAGAAAGCAUUUCAAGCUACAUCCAAGUGGUUGGUGCGCUUGCAGGGACUGUCCUGCUCCAACAGUCAGCGGCAACAAACUGAGAAGAUUUUGGAAGAUGUGUUUCUGGUGCUGCAGAAGCGUUUGUGCAGUCCUUCCUGGGAAGUAAGAGAUUCUUCUCUGGAGUUCCUCACUGUCCUGAUUAAAUACUUGAGAGACCAGGAUGAGUUCAGGCAGUCUCUCCUGUCUUCGGAGGUGCCAAGGCUUACAGAAAAUCUUCUUGAAGAUCCAGAAAGCUACGUGCGAGCGAGCGCUGUGACUGCUGUGGGACACUUGGCCUUCAUUACUUACUUUGCUCCAGAGUCACCUGUCGUAGGGAGUCAGUAUAAUAAAGAGAACACUGUAGCAAAGCUUCAAGAAAUCUUGUCGACAGACUCGGAGGGCUUUCCUAGGAGGGCUGUGAUCAACAUCUUCACCAAGUGGCUGAGACAAGGCUGCACAGGUCAGCUGGAAGAUACAGAGCAGUUUGUCUCUAGAGUGAUCCAAAUUGUGGAGCAUGACUUAGACUGGGAAGUCAGACUUGGUGGUUUGGAACUGGUUGAAGUUUUCUGUAGUAAGACAAUUUGCCAGCUUGGCCAUCCUACAUGCCCAUAUGCUCCUGUCUUAUCUACAGUCACUAGUUCCAUUCAUCAGAAUGAGUCGCUGCAGAUAUUUUGCCGAGCAAAACUGUUCGGCUUUUUGUUUCGGUCUUUGUGUGACUGUGACAAACCACUAGGUCAGAGAGCUUGUGAUAUACUGCUUUGCUUAAAAAGUAAUUUCUAUCCAUUUGGUACCGUGGAGGAUUCACAAGGGAUUGAAGAUUCACCUCCAGGACCCAGCAUUGCCUGGUUACAAAGGACACUAAGGCAGGGUUCUCUGGCCCAGAACUUCCCCACAGAGGGUGGUAAUGGGGUGGAUUUUCAAGAUCCAGAGAGCAUGAUGCUAGCUUUGGGUACAGUAGGCUUAGAAGACUUACAUGAUGAGUUAAAUAGAUGUAGUGACCACGUGGAGAAAAGCCCUCAGUCCCUCUUACGGGACAUCCUUGCUACUGUGAGGACUGUAGAGGAGAAUGAAGCUGACUGUUACUGAAGACAUCUUUUGCUCUGAGGGAGCAGUACUUAAGCAGUUUUCUUCUGGAGGAGAAUUUUUUGCUACCAGUCAUGAAGCCUUUCUUGAGCGAGGAUAAAAAGAAGUGUUAUGCUGAACAGAGAAAAGGAUGGUUUUGUUAGCUGUUAAUGGGUUAGAAAAUCUUUGCUAUAAUAUUGAUGAUUUUUUUUUGUUAAAAAGCAUAUUCUCCAAUAAACUGUGUUUUUUCAAA